UUAUUUCAUUUCUUUGCCUAUUACAGUGCCAGUUAUUACUUUGUACUAUUUUUUAAUUUAGAUUUUUCAAACUUUACAUUACGCAUGUUAAACAUUUUCAUUUAGCCAGCGCAGUCUCAUAAAUUUGUGAACUAACCGAACAUUAUUUCGAAAAUGGAUAGGUGCUUAUUUGGUCUUGAUGUGGAUUGCAUAGAAGAUAUGUUACCUGCUCUUUUUGCAAUAGUAAGGAACUACAUCCCUUACAUAACCUUGCCUAUCUCCAUUGCUAUAGGAGUAAUUGGAUAUAAUAUUGAGGGAUUGUUAUCAGAUAAAUAUACACCUACUAAAAAAGUCAGCGUAGAAGAAGAGAGACUUGAAAGACAGCUAAAAGAAAUGGAAGAUAAACCAGCUGUUGAUAGCUUGAAAUCAAAGAAAUUUGUACCUAAAACUGUAUUUGAAAAAAACAUACCUCCAUAAUUAUUAGUUCAGUGAAAUACUCUAAAAUUUGAACUAUCAUCUUUUAAUCUCACUCUUUGAAAUGGAUUAAUUUGUGAUAUUCUAAAAAUUUUCAUGUCUUACAUUUUCAUGUUCCUUUCAUAAGACUCCUCAGACAUACAUUAACUGGAUUAAUGACUGCAGAUUUUGUUUUCUCAACUAAAUUAUCAUGCCUGUAUUUCAAAUUAUUGCUACAAUGUUAUGCUUAGUUAUUAUCAAAAAUAAGGAAUAAAGAAUAUAAUUUACAUAAA
This is a messenger RNA of Stegodyphus dumicola, 725 nucleotides long. Its product is annotated as small integral membrane protein 12-like. The record is from RefSeq and is a predicted model, not a curated record. Lineage: Eukaryota; Metazoa; Arthropoda; Arachnida; Araneae; Eresidae.